AUGCUUGCUAAAUUAACCGGAUACGUUGAGCUCGUGGGCCUAAUUAUAUGCGCUUAUUAUGUCACACGAUAUAAUACCGUAUUCCUAAAAUGUGCGCUAAUCUACCUGGCUCUCAAUAUCGGGGUCGUCCUAUACGUGACGUGCGAUUUGUUUAAAUUUAAUUUGAAUUUAUUUACGACACGUAAAGUGAGGGCCGAUGAGGACGAGGACCAUAAGCAGGAACAGGAGGCCCUCAAACUGGGCCGACAGAAGCUCAAGGAGAUUAUGGACGCCAUGAAAAGCGACUACAUCACCAGCUUUUGCACCCGGCUGUCCAAGGGGGUCGAUGAUUUAGAGAAGCUCAAGGAGAUUAUGGACGCCAUGAAAAGCGACUACAUCACCAGCUUUUGCACCCGGCUGUCCAAGGGGGUCGAUGAUUUAGAGAAUAGCACCCAGGAGAAACUGAAAACCGAAAAGGACCCGGCUAAACGGCACGAAAUCUACACGUGGGCCACUAAGGCGUACGCGCGUAUGAGCAAGUUCAUUCAGGAAAUUAUCGACAACAUACCGCCACCUACCCCGGCACCAUUCACCGAUGAUCAAUAUGACUAAACGUUAACUACCAUUAACUGUAACAGGG
Oppiella nova is the source of this 619-nucleotide messenger RNA. Lineage: Eukaryota; Metazoa; Arthropoda; Arachnida; Sarcoptiformes; Oppiidae. The record is from the annotation of a GenBank genome assembly.